Molecule: messenger RNA, 333 nt
Organism: Lathyrus sativus (Indian pea)
Lineage: Eukaryota; Viridiplantae; Streptophyta; Magnoliopsida; Fabales; Fabaceae
Source: the annotation of a GenBank genome assembly
AUGCAGCUUGUUGAUGAAGCUGAACAGAUUUUAAACAAAAUUGCUCUGCUGGGUGAGUCUCCUCCUUUUAAGGUUCAAGUUAGUCUUUGUGAUAUGUAUGCAAGGACUAAAAUGGAGAGAAAGGCACUUCAAACACUAGGCGUUCUGAUAGCUAGGAAGAACGAAUUAAAUCAACACGAGUUUGAGAGGGUUAUAUCCGGCCUUAUUGGUGGCGGGUUUUUGAAGGAUGCACAAAGAAUGCUUGGGAUCAUGGAGGCACAGGGUUUCAAAGCAUCUGGACAGCUUAUUUCUGCCCUUAAAUCUGGCCUCUUACCAUUAAGCAUGAGGUCAUGA